AUGUCCCUCAUGCUUAGCCGACCGUUCUUUGUGAAGCUACCAGGAGACGCAACUCCAUCGUCAAAACAUACCCAACCGCAAAUCGGUGGGUGGUGGGCCAUCGUUCAGCAGUGGAUGACAAGGCAUCACGCUUCGGUCUUUGUGAUUCUCGCCAACUACAUGGCAUCGAAAGAUGAUCCAAAAUCAAGUGGCGCCGAGAUCCAUGUCAAGACGGGAUUGACGGCCUUUGCAACUGAACUUGUGAUCGGUCUAUUGAGUGUCAGCUUUCUUAUGAAACAGGCUGAUGUACCACUGCAAGACUUCGACCCAUCGCAACCUUGCAAUUCGACUCAAGGAGUUUCCAAUUGUCCGGCUAUGCAACAGGACGCUGAGCUUCUGGCAGGGCUUGUGUUGACCAAUGCCGCCGUUGUAGGGUUCUUUGUACUGUGCUCGCCAUGUAUUUUUGCAGACUUCCAAGACGACUCAGAGGGACCGCCUCAUAUGAGGAAUAAGACCGCGUAG
Mollisia scopiformis is the source of this 501-nucleotide messenger RNA. RefSeq lists its product as uncharacterized. NCBI's taxonomy places the organism in Eukaryota, Fungi, Ascomycota, Leotiomycetes, Helotiales, Mollisiaceae. The transcript has 2 exons. Bases 1 to 501 code for a protein of 166 amino acids. The record is from RefSeq and is a predicted model, not a curated record.